Messenger RNA from Lottia gigantea (owl limpet), 1867 nucleotides. RefSeq lists its product as hypothetical. Lineage: Eukaryota; Metazoa; Mollusca; Gastropoda; Lottiidae. Gene Ontology annotation, biological process: lipid metabolic process. The transcript is spliced from 6 exons. The record is from RefSeq and is a predicted model, not a curated record. Bases 30 to 1241 code for a protein of 403 amino acids.
AGAAGGGCACUGUCAGAAAAGACAACGUCAUGAUUGACUGGAGGAUGAAUUCUGUGUUUUUGUUGCUUUUCUGUGUACAGACAACCAUCUCCCUCAAUCCAGUAAUAUUAGUACCUGGAGAUGGAGGAAGUCAGAUACAAGCUAAGCUAGAUAAACCAUCAGUUGUACAUUAUUUAUGUUCUAAGAAAUCUGAUUAUUAUAGUUUAUGGUUGAAUUUGGAAAUAUUGGCUCCAUAUGUUAUUGAUUGCUUUGUUGAUAAUAUGAGAUUGGUCUAUAAUGCAACAAGCCGUAAUACUACAAAUUCACCUGGUGUAUUUACUAUGAUACCUGAUUUUGGUAGCACAUCUUCAGUCGAAUGGUUAGAUCCAGAUACGAUAUCUCAUUUUACGCGCACCUCAUAUUUUGCCCCUAUUGUUGACAGUCUAGUAAGCAAAGGGUUCGUAAGAGGCAAGUCAGUUCGUGGUGCACCAUAUGAUUUUAGAAAAGCUCCAAAUGAAUUUGGUGAAUACUAUGAUAAUCUGAAAAAAUUAGUAGAAGAUACAUAUAGUAAGAAUAAUAACAGUGCAGUGGUAUUAUUAGCUCAUAGUAUGGGUAAUCCAACCACUUUAUAUUUCCUUAAUCACCAACCACAAGCUUGGAAAGAUAAAUAUAUCAAUAAGUUUAUAACAUUAGCUGGUGUCUGGGCAGGUUCUGUUAAACCAAUACGAUUAUAUACAUCAGGUGAUAGUUUAGGAGUUCCUCUUGUAAAUCCUAACAAGGUUAGAAAAGAACAGAGAUCAAUGCCAAGUACAGCCUGGCUUUUGCCUUCUCCAAAAUUCUGGAAUAAAGAUGAAAUCCUUGCAUAUCAGCCAAAUAGAACUUAUACAGUGAAUGAUUAUAAACAAUUUUUUACUGAUAUCAAUUUUUUGGAUGGUUAUGAAAUGAGAAAAGAUACUGAAAAUUUAAUUAUGGAUCUGAAAGCACCUGGUGUUGAGGUGCAUUGUUUACAUGGUCAUGGACUGCCUACACCUGGUGCUUUUAAAUGGGACAAUAAAAAAACAAUUUGGCCUGAUUCUCAGCCAUUUCAAGUAAAUGAUGAUGGAGAUGGAACAGUGAAUAUCAGAAGUUUGUUAGCAUGCUUAUCAUGGAAUGAUAAACAAAAGCAAAAAAUAUAUCAUAAAAUAUUUGCUAAAGCAGAACAUAUGGCAAUAUUAAACAAUAAAGAUGUAAUAUCUUAUAUAUUAUCACAUGUUGGACUGUGAUAACGUACAAUAUUUAUUAUUCCUUUGUUGUUCAUGCUCAUGAUUUUUUUUGAUUAAUUUUUAUUUGGCUUUGUGUUUAUGUUUAUAGACCUAUUGUUGAAAAACAAUUUGGUGCCUAUUGACUACUAACAUUACUAAGUCAUUGAAAUAAAGUAAUUUAUUAAAUUGAGAUAAACUGGUAUUGGCAUUGGGGUAAAUGAUCGUUUGAGUUUUUUCAAAUGUUCACAUAAUCAAAAUAGUUCGUAGUUCUCCAUAAGUUUAACAGAUUUAAGUAACAGGCAGCUAGAAUUUAUAUUAUUCCAUAGAAUUGCUUAAUAGUUGUAAUGUAAAUCUAUAAGAUACCGGUACUAUUUUGCAAUGCAUUUUUCUUGCAUUUAUUACUCUAUGUAGUGGUCUGUUGAAUGUAGUGUCAUAAAAUAAUAUCUGAUCAAAUGAAUCUUGGCUUCUUACUGCACUGAAAUAUAUUCACACAAAUGUAGUAAUAAGAAAUAUUUGUAGAAAGGGUACUUACUUACACUAAAAAGCUAGAUUUUUGUGUACAUCAGGGUUAAGUAUUUUGUUUGACAAUUUAUAGUCUUCAACAUUCACUAUAAAGGAGUGUUAAUAAAUAUACCUAAUUAGUCUUU